GCCGGCCCCUCACACCGCGGGGCUGGCCCGGCGCGCCGAGCUCGGCGCAAAACUGCGGCUGGCUGAGGGGAAGGAGCGCCGGGAACCCGCGGGGAAAAGCAGCCGCUUUCUGAAAAGGCUCGCUGAUUUCACGCUGUGAAAAACUGCCGGCAAUUCUCAGGGAACUUCCUGAGACAGCGGCAGAGGAGCGGCGGGACUGGGGAGAGCGGCGGGACUGGGACGGCGUUAAAGGAAACCCGGCAGGGGUUGCGAGAGCAGCGGAGGAAACUGGGCAGGGUUUGGGACAGCGGCGAAGGAAACCCGGCGGUGUCUGAGCAGUUGUGGAUUGGCAAAGAAAAACAGCCCAAGUUUCAAAAAGAGCGGGCUUUCAAGGAAAAAUACAGUUCCGAACCGCGUCGGUGAAGAGGCGAGUGCCGUGCUGCGAGGACAGCGUUGUCCCGGGGGUCCCAUGGCUGCGCGGCGCUGGAGGGGUCUCCCCUUUGGGAAUCUCUCUGACUGUCCCAACGGCUCCCGCUGGAUCAUGGAUGUGUUCAACGAGUGUGCCCAGGACAGCCGGGAUGUCGCCAGCGUCGUCCUGGGGCUGGGCUCCAUCGCCUGCUUCAUCGCCGCAGCCUUCCCGCAGUUCUACCAGGCCUGCAGAACGGGCAUCAUGGACCAGGCUCUCUCCAUCUAUUUCCUGCUGGGAUGGCUGGGCGGAGACCUCCUCAACCUCAUCGGGUCCUUCCUGGCUGAUCAGCUGCCCCUGCAGGUGUACACGGCCAUCUACUACGUGCUGGCAGACCUGGCCAUGCUGUCCCUGUACUGCUACUACCGGGUGAAGAACGGGGGCAGAGCCUUCCCUGCUCCCAUCAAUGCAGCCUUUGUGUUCCUCUCCGUGGGGUCCCUGUCCAGCCUCUCCCUCCUGGGCAGUGCCAGCCCCGAGGCUCCAGGGCCUUUCAAAGGGAGGUCUCUGCUCUCAGCUCCUGGGGAUGAGCUUGGACCAAAGCCUUUCUCCAGGACUGAAAUCAUUGGAUUUACCAUCGGCUCCAUCUCCUCCGUGCUCUACCUGUGCUCCCGAGUGCCCCAGAUCUGCACCAACUACAAGAGGAAAUCCACCAGCGGGGUCUCCUACUCUCUCUUUGCCCUGGUGAUGCUGGGGAAUUCCCUGUACGGCCUCAGUGUCCUCCUGAAGAACCCGGAGCCAGGCCAGGGCCAAGGUGACUACAUCCUGCACCACCUGCCCUGGCUGGUGGGCAGCCUGGGCGUGCUGGCCCUCGACGUGGUUAGCCUUGACCUCUCCCCAGAUCUCCUUCCAGUUCCUGGCCUAUCGGAAAGGACGGCCUGGCACCCUCGAGGAGAGGGGUGCUCUGCUGGGGGAGCCAGAGGAGAGCCCAGAGAGCUGACAGAGGGACCUGCAGGGAGAGGAGGAGGAAGAGGAGGAUGCACAGGAGGAAGGUGGCCUUAGGGCUGGGCACACCAGCCCCUUCAUCCUGGUGGCUCCUGGCAGAGGAGGCCCCGAGGCCGUGGGUGACACGUUGUGCUGCCAAGGAGGUGGCAGAAGAUGCUGCUGGGAUACCUGGUGCCUCUUUGAUACCAAUGAUGCUUUCAGGAUAAAAGGGAAUUUUUGGAUACUUCAGUUGCUCUUCGCUGCUCCAGUGCCCCACAGCUGAGCCUGGUCACUGCUGUGUCUGCCAAGGGUGAUGUGGAAUUUCCUUGGUGCUGAAAAACAUGGGGAGAGCCUGAGUGGGGAGGGGACAGGGUGAGUGACCUGCCACAGACACAGCCCUGUGACCUCAGAACUGCCCCCUCAGCUCCUUCUGGAAGACACACAGGGCUGCAUCCAGUGGGGAAGGAGCAGCAGAACCAAAGAGUCCAGUCCACACCUAUUUUAAUUAGCACGGCUCACCCAUCUAUAAAACAUGUCCUUCCCCACCUGCCUCCUUUGGUUUCAUUUUGCUGCUUUACCUGGCAGCUCCUGCCUCUUUCCUAAUGAGUCUCACAGUCCCAUUCUCUGACUUCUCAUUUUUUGCCUCGCCCAUGUUUUAAUUGCAUGGAUUCUCUUGGGAAGUUGCUCCAUUGCUGUUUCCCAGCAGAAGAGCUGCUUCUCUGCUCGCUCUGGUUUUCACUUCCUGCCCUCUCUCCUUGAUGAGUUUAUCAAACUGACAAAUUUAUCCUCAACCUGAUGAAUUUAUCCUCAACCUGAUGAAUUUAUCCCCAGCACUGAUGAGUUUAUCCACAAAACUGUUGAGUUUAUCCCCCUCUAGGGGCCCUGAACUCAGCACAGUGCUCCUCGAGCAGGGAAGGACAGGAGGCAGGGCUGGGCUGGGAAAAGCUGUGUCCCAGCAGGAGAGAGGAGGUGUAGCCAGGCUCCCUCCCGUGGGCUGAGCUCUUCCUGCAGGGGAUGAGCAGCUCAGUCUGGGAAAAUGAGAAAAACCAACCAAAGCUUGGAGACCCUUCAGGAAAAACUGUCACAGCUUGGCCUUGUGAAAACAAGAGCUUUCCUUUCCUGCAGUUCCUAUCAGCUCUUCCUUUUGCUUCCCUUUCCCCUCCAGCUCCCUUCCUGGUACCCAGCAUCGUGUCUCUUUUGGCUUUAGCUCCAUUAUCAUUAAUUUACGGUUCCUCAGCCAGUCCAUGACAUUUGUCCUUCCCAAGGAAGUUUCUGUGCUUUCUUCUCACACUGAGGACACCAAUCCAUGGAUCUCACAUUAAAUGGGAUCCAGCUGCUCAGUGCCCACCAAGCUGCAGCAGCAGCUUCAUGGGAACACAGGCUGGGCCAGUUCUUGGGCCUGAGCCAGCUGUCUUCAGAAAGGAAAGGCACUUUUCAUUCUUGAACCAAGUGAGUGAGUUUUUACUGGAUUAAUUAAGGAUUCUGCCCCUCCAGAUUCACAGGCAAUGGGGCUGCUCACCUCAUCCUGAAGCAGCAGCAUUUCCUGUCUUGUCUUUCCCCAGGAAUUGUCGAACAAUUCAUCUCCUGUUUUAAUCCAAACCAUGAGCAAAUCCCUCAUCUCUGCCACUACAACACAAAAUAAUUGUCACAUACUGGCUUUUCCCAAACCUGGACAAAGCAGCUCUGCCAUAAGGAGGAAAGAGUGCAGAUAUAUAUAUAUAUAUAUAUAUAUAUAUAUUUAUAUUUUUAUAUAUAUGUUUAUUUUUAUAUCUAUAUUUUAUAUAUAUAUAUAUAUGUAUAACUUAUUUAUUUAUAUAUAUAUAUAUUUGUAUCACACAGUCUGUCCCCACGGGUGCACCUGAGGCACGAGUUGGGUACAAAGCUGAUGGACUCUGACUUUCCUUGGGCUGGGCAGGAUGGAGCAAGGCCAGCAGCUGCACCCAGAGCUCACACAGAGUGGCUGGAAUUCCCGAGGCUCCCAUCCCUCCCAGUCACUGCUGCAGCCCUGUCCCUGUGAUCAGGAUUUUGCAGAGGCAAAUGUUAAAGCAGAAAAGGCCGAGCAGGAGCAGCCCCCCUGAGGGAGAGGAUCACUGAAAACCUCAGCAGAUCUCCCCUCCCAGGCUCCAGAGCUCACACAAACAUCUCCAGCUCCAGGAAAGGUUUGUGCUGGGACAGAACCCUGAGGCUGCAGCCAAACCCAGUGUUCCCUGAGGGAUUUUCCCAGCCUUUCCCAGGCUGUGUCCCACAGGAGCUCCUGCAGGUCUGGGUGAACUCUGGCCACGUGCAGGAGUCUGGGUGGGACACAGGUCGUGUACAAAACCAAACUGGAGCACAUUAAUUAAUCCCUGUUAAUGCCAGCAGUCCCCCCUUGCAGAGGGUCACACAGGGCAGUUCCCAGGGGCAGGGAGAGCCCAGCAGAUCUCUCUGUGCUUCCCCCAGGAUUAGGUUGGGUACAACCAGAGCCUGCAGCAGGCAGGGAACCCAAAGCUGUGCCAGGUCCCUCUGCCCACCAAGGGCUCAGGAGGGGACGCUGGGGAGGGUCACCGGUGACACAGGGAGGAGCUUUUGGGUCAGGGGAUGGGAGGAACCACCCACCCCAGCACAGCUGCUCUGCCCAGGGCUGCACACAGGAGCCCCCAGGCUGUGCUCACCCUUCUCCCCUGCCAAUCCACGUGCUGGAUGCCUGGAGCACCAACCCCAGCACCUUGGAUGGGCAGCAGAGUGAGUGACACAAGGCCAAAGAGCAGAGGGACAUCACAGCCCCUUCCACACAAACAUUUCUGAUGUGGGACAAAAAAAAACCCCACGUAAACCUGCAAGGAAGGAAAGGGAAACAAGGAAGACACAAUCACACAAACAUCUUCCUGGGAUUUUUUUUGGUUGUUUUUAUUGUUUUAGUCUUUUUUUUUUUCUUUUCAUUUUUUCCAUUUUUUAGUAUGGAGGCUCAAGUAUCAGAUGUAGAUUCAAUUUAAGCUUUACAAAAAAAACAAAAAAUCAAAACAAAAACCCCUUUUGCAUUCCAUAAAAAUUGACAGAAAAGCGCCUUGGAACCAGGCUAUAGAAGAGCAGAACUUUCAGCAGGUCUCGAAAUCACCAUCUCCUGCACAUCUGGGUUACUCAGUAUUGUACAACCCCAAGGAACACCCUCUCUUCCCUCCCUCCCUCCAGCCAGCCCCUGUGCCCAGCCCCCAAACAUACGUGGAAUAGAUUAUUUUUCUUUUUUUUUUUUUGUUUUUCCAGUUCUUCCUCUUUCACACACCACAGUAUUUAAUAAAUUUUUGUUUUACAUUUUUUA
Molecule: messenger RNA, 4661 nt
Organism: Passer domesticus (house sparrow)
Lineage: Eukaryota; Metazoa; Chordata; Aves; Passeriformes; Passeridae
Gene: SLC66A1
Product: solute carrier family 66 member 1
Exons: 8
Coding region: 449-1444 (331 amino acids)
Cellular component (GO): lysosomal membrane
Molecular function (GO): L-lysine transmembrane transporter activity
Source: RefSeq, a predicted model, not a curated record